This is a messenger RNA of Zymoseptoria tritici IPO323, 594 nucleotides long. RefSeq lists its product as uncharacterized. NCBI's taxonomy places the organism in Eukaryota, Fungi, Ascomycota, Dothideomycetes, Mycosphaerellales, Mycosphaerellaceae. The record is from RefSeq and is a predicted model, not a curated record. The annotation marks the transcript as partial. Gene Ontology annotation, cellular component: cytoplasm; nucleus. Gene Ontology annotation, biological process: meiotic recombination checkpoint signaling; protein phosphorylation. The transcript is spliced from 2 exons. Gene Ontology annotation, molecular function: ATP binding; protein serine/threonine kinase activity.
UACGAGUCCGACAGUCACAUAUACAUCACUAUGGAGUUCCUGGAGCAUGGAGAUCUCCAGAAGUUCCUUUCUUCCCCUUUGCCGGAGCUUGAAGCGCAAACUAUCAUGUUUCAGAUCCUGCAGGGCUUAAAAGCAAUGCACGAUCAGGGCUUCGCUCACCGAGACUUGAAACCGGGAAACAUCAUGGUAGCAGCGCCUGGCCCGGAUUGGUGGAUCAAAAUCGCGGACUUCGGUAUCUGUAAGAGGGCCACAGCAGGUCUGACAGAGCUACGAUCCGUCCUCGGUACCUUGACAUACAUGGCCCCAGAGAUACACGGCUUGAUUGGUGAAGACCACGAUGCACGCCAGUACACAGACGCCGUGGAUCUCUGGGCAGCAGGUGUCAUUGCACAUGUCAUACUCGCCAACAAGACACCGUUCCCAGAUAUGGGCAGUCUCACACGCUAUGCGACCGGACUUUCGAUGUUUCCGGUUGAACCCCUCUUGGCGCACGCGAUUAGUGAUGCAGGCUGCGACUUUGUUCAUCAGUGCGUAAUGCGGAAUCCGAGCGAGCGACCCGAGGCAAGCGUGGCCUUGCGCCACCCAUGGUUCGCA